CCGGGUUUCCGUCCUCCGUGGCCGCCAUUGGUUGGGCUCGAAGCAGCUGACAGGGAGCGGCUGGGCGUGUGAGCUUCGAGGAUGGCGGCGUCCGGGGUACUGAUCCUGCGGGAGAGCCCCAGCAUGAAAAAAGCAGUGUCGCUGAUAAAUGCAAUAGAUAUAGGAAGAUUUCCACGAUUGCUCACCCGAAUUCUUCAAAAACUUCACCUGAAGGCUGAGAACAGUUUCAGUGAAGAAGAGGAAGAAAAACUUCAAGCUGCAUUUUCUCUAGAGAAACAAGAUCUUCACCUAGUUCUUGAAACAGUAUCAUUCAUUUUAGAACAGGCAGUAUAUUACAAUGUGAAACCAGCAGCUUUGCAGCAGCAGUUAGAGAACAUUCAUCUUCAACAAGACAAAGCAGAAGCAUUUGUCAGUGCUUGGUCUUCCAUGGGUCAAGAAACAGUCGAAAAAUUCAGGCAGAGGAUUCUUGCUCCCCAAAAGCUAGAGACGGUCGGAUGGCAGCUUAACCUUCAGAUGGCUCAUUCUGCUCAAGCAAAACUGAAAUCUCCUCAAGCUGUGUUACAGCUAGGAGUGAGCAAUGAGGAUUCAAAGAGUAUGGAAAAGGUUCUUGUGGAAUUCAAUCACAAGGAGCUGUUUGAUUUCUAUAACAAGCUAGAGACCAUACAAGCACAGCUGGAUUCCCUUACAUGAUGCUCCUGAAGACUGGUUUCUCCCGCACACUCCUGCCACCUCAUUAUUUUGCUUUGAAGAUAGACUGCCAGGUUGUGUUUUCUGAAGGAUUCAGUAGUUUUCUUCUUGUAAAUUAUAUGGUUUGUCACUUCUUAGACAAAUAAUAGCUAAGAGAAAUCAUUUUCUGAGGACUGAGGUUUAAUAUAUAUUCUCUAGUUCCCUGAGCCAACAGCAAGCAAUUGUUAAGAGCACUUUUGCUUUUAAAAAAACAAAAGUGAAUGCUAUAUUGUUUUUACUGUCCUAUUUUGGCUUUAUUGCCUAACAAGCUUUUUUUUAACAUACUUGAUGACACCUAUACAAUCCCUGGAUACAAGAACUCCAGUAAUUACAUUAAUAAAAGUAAGAAAGCAGACACAUGCAAUCACAGUACAGUAUUUUUCCUUGAAUAUAAUGAGUAUAUUUUGUUUUGGAAAUAAUAUAGGAAAGCAAUUAAAAAUAGUGUAUCAGGUAAUUCUAGUAUGGGCUUCUCUGUGCAUUUUUAUAUUUUCUCUGAGUUUAAUGAUUUAAUAACAGUACAGGUUUUUGUAUGUUUUUCUUUGUGCUGCAGAUUAAUAAAGAUUUGCUUCAUAAUAUGGGGGACAGAUUCAGAUUAUGAAUAAAAAGAACUAUAAUAAAUGCUAAAUGGGUAUCCUUAAAAAUUUCAAAACAUAACUUUUACAUUCACUUUCUGUAUAUAUGUUAAUUAAUUUCAGUCAAUAAAAUUUUUCUUAGAAUUA
Phyllostomus hastatus (greater spear-nosed bat) is the source of this 1445-nucleotide messenger RNA. It is a transcript of the gene COMMD10, whose product is annotated as COMM domain containing 10. NCBI's taxonomy places the organism in Eukaryota, Metazoa, Chordata, Mammalia, Chiroptera, Phyllostomidae. The transcript is spliced from 7 exons. The record is from RefSeq and is a predicted model, not a curated record. Bases 82 to 690 code for a protein of 202 amino acids.